Messenger RNA from Leishmania mexicana MHOM/GT/2001/U1103, 2496 nucleotides. RefSeq lists its product as hypothetical. Bases 1 to 2496 code for a protein of 831 amino acids. The record is from RefSeq and is a predicted model, not a curated record. Gene Ontology annotation, molecular function: protein binding. The transcript has a single exon. Lineage: Eukaryota; Euglenozoa; Kinetoplastea; Trypanosomatida; Trypanosomatidae.
AUGCGAUCGCAGCGGAUGCAGCUGCACAGGGCGGCCGACAAGCGACAGCGCCGUCCACAAGUGAUGACGGAGAAUUCCGGCUUCAACGCUAUCCACGACUACAAGCUGGACAUGGAAGAACUCGCCAAAAUACCCCCCUCCCUAGGCCUGAACGAGCUUCAGGACUGGGAUGUGGCGCAGGCGCAGGAGAGACGUCUGCAGCGUUCCACCGUGCAUGCUGUGGCGGCUCCGAAAGCCAGCCCCCCCUUGAAGUCUGGUUCUGGUCCGUCUAAAUCAUUGGCUGCUGCUGCAGCCAACCCGCUCCAUGCCGCUGGUCCCGCGCGAGAGGACGCGCGCACCUACACCGAGCUGCUCGACUGGUAUUCGAUGCACGAGUUUAUUAUACGCAAGGGGAAGACGCUACGCAACACGCCCGAGUUUGCCUCCUUCAAGCGACAUUACGCGUCGAGCUGGGGCGAGGUAGACGGCCUCAUCGAGGUACUGGAGGAGAUGCUGCAGAGCUACGGUGUUGAGAUGGCCUAUGUGGAUGGUAAGCAACUCGCCCAGCUGGCCUCCUAUCAGGUGCCCGACCUAAUCUCCGCAACGGAGAUGCUUGAAUGCAUCAACAACGCCGAAGAGGUGCUCCCGCUGCUCAUGGAUGCAUCUCGUCCCUACCGCUACGGCCCCAAGCGCCACGAAGUGGCGGCUACAAAGAUCCAGGCCACGUGGCGCAUGUACCGGCAGCGCAUCGCCUACAUCCACCUGCUGAUCGGCACCCGCGCCGCUAUUGCCAUUCAGCGACAGUAUGUCAUGUACCGCGCACACCGCUUGACGCGUCGCACCAUUCGCUCCAUCCGCGAGACCCGCAUGACGCAGUGGCAGGAAACGAUGAGGGAAUUCAAGGCUGCGUGGCCGCGCAUUGAGGAGGGCCGCCGCGUCAUCGUUCACCUUCCCUCCCUCUCGUAUCCCACGUACCAAGCAAAGAAGAUACCCUUCUACGAGGCGAGGCAGCUGGGGCAGUUAACGCGGCUGAGCACGCUAGCGGACCCCCAUGUGCAGCUUAUCUUUGUGGUCCCGGUGAAGCCGGAGACGGAGAUUCAGCAAUACUACAUGAGUCUGCUUGCCGAGAACGGCGUUUCAAACGUAGCCGGCCGCUUGACGUUCGUGGUGCCCGAAAACGUGCGGCGUCUUCCUGCUGGAAUGAGUCUCACUCGUAUGGUGCUGCUCUCUCCGCGUCUCUUAAAGCUGGUCUCUGCCCUGUGUACCGGCAAGCCCGCCUACAUCUUGCCCGGCGUCGUUGGAGCAGAAGAGCUUACGUUGGCCACGCAGCUGAACAUACCCAUGCUGUCGUCAGAGCCGCAUCUUGUGCAGGCUUACGGCUCUAAGAGCGGCUGCAGGCGGCUGCUCGCGGCUGCGGACAUUCUGACGCCUCCUGGCGCGGCGCAGCUGCGCUCUAGAGCGGACCUCCUGUACUCGUUGACAAGCCUCAUCGUUGGGCGUCGCGCAGUGCAGCGAUGGCUGGUCAAGCUGGAGAACGAGUUUGGAAGUCACGGCCACGCAUACCUCGACGUGAACCGUCUCACUUCUCUGCAAGACGAGGGCUCCGCGUCUGACUCCGCUGACGCUGCGUCGUCUGCCGCGCUGAGUGCAGCGGUGUUUCAUGAAUUGGAGGUGCACGGAGCGAAGCGCAUGCGCCUCGUGCACCCAAGCAGCUACCCCAACUGGGACGCGUACCUCGCCAUGUUUGACGAAGUGGGCGGGUGUGUGGAGGCCGUCCUGCCCGGCCUUUGCACUUCCGUCACGGCAAACGUGUUUGUCGCCCCGUCCGGGGAGGUACGGGUAGAGUCGGUAGUGGAGCCACUUCUGGCGCCGGCCCUCACUGCGAUGGGGUCCCUCUUCCCGUACCGCUCCAGUGUGCCGUAUACGGCGGUGCGCGGCGCUUCUCUCAGCCUGGGCCAGGCAGCGUAUCGCAAGCACAUUAUGGGCUACCUGUCCCUCGACUUCGUGGUCACCACCGAAGUCGAUGCCGAGGGCGACGCCUCCCACUCUCCUCAGACGCGGCUAUGGGGUGUAGACGUAGACUUUGGGCUCACCACGCAGGCCUCCGCGCAUGCGCUCGCCCGUGUCUUUAGCGGCAGCGUGUGGGACGAGAAGAGUGGCUCCUGCGUGAACCAGAGCACCGGCAAGCCGCUCGUCUACGUGUACAGCGGCGUACUGUACAACCCCUACAUCUCCUCCAUCCGACACUCCUCCUUCUUCUCCCUCUGCUGCAACCGAGGGCUGACGUACAACUGCAACCGCCAGUCGGGGAUCGUCUUCCACUUCCUCAACCUCUUGCUGUGCAACUGCCUCGGUGUGCUGUCCGUCGGCUCUGAGGAGGAACGUGUGGUGCAGCAGAUAACAGAGUUUCAGGCGCUCCUGAACAUACAGUUCCCUGCCCAAGGUCAACAUUCGGCUGACAGCAACUGCGUAUACUUUUCUUCCGUCGUCCGGCAGCUCUCGCAGUUCUUGACGUGA